CGUCCUCCUCCUCCAUCACCACCAACCCCCCCCACCUCCUCCUCCAAAUCCCCACCAAAAAAUAUAAACCCGGGGGGGGGGGGAGGGUUUGGGUGAGUGAGGCCGGACAGACCCGACCUCCCUCUCCAGCUCCUGACGGCUUUCAGCAGCUUCACACACAGAGAGAGAGAGAGAGAGAGAGAGAAAGAAAGUCAGCCUGUCCCUGCCCCCUCUCCCUCUCCCUCUCCCUCUCCCUCACUCCCCACCAACAAAUAACAAAUGUAGCUUGGAAGAUGCUGAGUCCUGCGAACGGAGAGCAGAUCCACGUUGUGAACUAUGUGGAGGAUUAUCUGGAUUCAAUCGAGUCUUUGCCUUUUGAUCUCCAGAGGAACGUCUCCCUGAUGAGGGAAAUCGAUGCAAAAUACCAAGACAUCCUGAAGGAGCUGGAUGAAUAUUACGAGAAGCACAAGAGAGAGACAGAUGUAGUUCAGCGCAGGCGGAUCCUCCAUUAUAUCCAGCGGGCUCUGAUCAGGAGCCAGGAGCUAGGUGAUGAGAAAAUCCAGAUUGUUAACCAGAUGGUGGAGCUGGUGGAGAACCGGAGUCGGCAAGUGGACAGCCACGUCGAGCUCUUUGAAAACUGUGCAGAGAGCAACGAUGCCAACAACAAGUCCUCACUGGACAGGUCCAGGAACGAGGGCACGGCUCCGGCAGAGAAACCCAGCGCCAAGAGGUCCAGGAGGCAGCGUAACAACGAGAACCGAGAGAACGCGUCCAGCAACCAUGACCAUGAGGAGGCCAGUGCCGGAAUGCCGAAGGAAAAGAAAGCCAAGACGUCCAAGAAGAAGAAGAGAUCCAAAGCCAAGGCGGAGAGGGAAGCAUCUCCGGCGGACCUGCCCAUUGACCCCAACGAGCCCACUUACUGCCUGUGCAACCAGGUCUCCUACGGUGAGAUGAUCGGCUGCGACAAUGAGGAGUGCCCCAUUGAGUGGUUCCACUUCUCCUGUGUGAGUUUGAACCACAAGCCCAAAGGCAAAUGGUACUGUCCCAAAUGCAGGGGGGAGAAUGAGAAAACCAUGGACAAAGCACUGGAAAAAUCCAAAAAGGAAAGGGCCUACACCAGGUAGUUGCAGCACCAGCCUUUUCUGCUAUCUGUACAGCAACACAAAUUAAUGUAUAUUUAUUAUGGAGAGUUGAAAGGAUGGUGAGAGUGUAUCUGAAGGAGCCAUGAUUUCUGGAGACCAGUUAUUUUUUUUUUUUUUUUUUGCAAAGUAGAGAGAGGGGGGGAUAAAGGAGCCCUGGUUUUUAAGUCUCGUGUCCAACGCAUGGACUGUUUCUGUUUUGUAAAAAUAACACACCCUUUCCUGGGAAAAUUAUAAAACUGUCAGUGUUCAUUUUAUUUUAUUAUCAGCAUUUCAUCCUCACCAGGACAAAAAAAACAACAAAUUGGAGGAAAUGGUUUUAUUAAAAUAUUUAUCAGAAAUAGCUCCUUUUGUUUUUAGUUUCUCAGAUGUUGUAUAAAUGUACAGGUGCGAGCUUUUCAUGUAUAGUGUAUGAUUCAUAAGCAUAGGCCUUUAAUCAUAUUGUAAGAAAUAAUUUUAUUGUUACUUGUUCAACACAAAAACUGUACAGCUGUGAUAUAUAUAUAAAACAA
Molecule: messenger RNA, 1630 nt
Organism: Carcharodon carcharias (great white shark)
Lineage: Eukaryota; Metazoa; Chordata; Chondrichthyes; Lamniformes; Lamnidae
Gene: ing1
Product: inhibitor of growth family, member 1
Exons: 2
Coding region: 273-1103 (276 amino acids)
Biological process (GO): positive regulation of DNA-templated transcription
Cellular component (GO): nucleus
Source: RefSeq, a predicted model, not a curated record